GAACAACUGGGUCAGCAGCGUAGCCAUGUCUACAGAUUCUCAUCAAUAUCUCCAUGAUAUAAAGCGUGUUCUCGCAAACCUCACCAGUGUUAGAGACAUUACAACUUGACAGAACGACUCACCAGGAGUAAUGCAACAAAACGAGGCUUACGUUGCCGACAUUCCUUCAGUUUCAGGUAUGUCCCCGAACAUUACAGACAUUGGCACGAUGUUCAAGGAGUGGGCCUGGACGACCUAUCUCAAGACACCCAGACACAAGCUCCUGUCCAGAAAGCUGAAGAUUGAAGAAGUUGAUAUCCAGUUGAAGUGGGACAAGGUGAGGAUCACAUCGUUAAGGCCAGAAUACACGGAAAUGGGAACGAAUGGCAACCAAGUACAUGUCUUGUAUGACUCCAAAUACAAAAACAGCACAGACGACGAACAAGAACAGACAUUCAGAGCUGAGAAAGAGACGGUUUCCACAGCCACCACCAAACUUACAAAGGGUUUCUCCAGGGAUAUCAACGUUGGCAUCGAACUGACACUUCCUCCAGAUCUUCCCCAAACUUCCAAAGCGGAGGCCAGCUUUGGACAUCGACUGUAUGUGGAUAACGAGGAAGAGAACACUAUUGAAAAUAAGGUGAAGUGGUCCGUGGACACAAAGAUCACCUCAAGACGUAACCUGGUGACUGUAGCUGAACUGGCAAUAGAGGAGACAAGUUCCAAGUAUGUAUUCUCGAUGGACGUGAAGCUGAAAGGGACGAUCUUAGCUGUGAUACAAGACGCCCGGGGCCAGAGAAGACAUCUCAUGACUGUGCAGGGGGAUGUGGCUACCGUUUUGAGGGACAUAAAAGACAAAGACAGAUUCGGUAAACUUUUCAAUGCACAAAUCAACAACUCUCGUACCGUCACCUGGCCUGUGUCCGGAUCUCUUCACCUUAAAUACGGUGUGUCACAGACGGUCAAGAUCUUUCAAAGAACGUACCUGUGAAAGAAGCGUGAGGGUUAAUUAUGGUAUAGAUUAUCGGCAAGGGUAUGUGGACAAUAUAUUCGGGUUUGAGUCCUCAUGUGGGAGUUAUUCAGGAAGCCUAUUCUUUGUGCCGCCCAUUGAGAAUGCUGAUUAAUGCAUCGUACAUCUCCAUGCUCUAGUACCAAUAUCAAGCUUCGGCUGUCACAGUCAGUAGAUACAGACAUUAUCAAUCAAUCAAUAAGACCUUAGGCCCGCGUAGAGACAUUAGGAAUAUAUCGUGCCUUAUCCCAGACAUUUUCUGCCAAUUUAAUCCUAGAGCAUCACAUCGUCAGUACUUCACGGGAUUGUACAUAUCACCUGUUUUGAAGUAUUGUAUAUUUAUCCAGCCAAUCAGACCACGAUUUAGUUCCAGCGAGAGGGAAAACAUCACCAUCACACAAACAGUCACCCAUGAAUGUAAAAAGACCCAUCUUCCAAUACAGAACAGAGCUUUGUGUUCUGAAACAUUCGGAAACGUUCCAUUGAUUGUGAACAGUGUUUCGGUGUAGAUUGUCAGCGUGUUUUCAUAAAGCAAAUGAAAAUGGUGCUCGAAUUUACAUUGAUUAUAUUCGUCAUGAUAUUAUUAGUGAAUUAGUGCCUAUGCUUAUAGUGGUUGCUGUCGUUAUAAUGAGUGAGUGAGUGAGUGUGUAUGGUUUUACGCCACAUUUAGCAAUAUUCCAGCAAUAUCGAAGCGGGGUAGAAAAAGGGUUUCUCACAUUGUACCCAUGUCGGGAAUCGAACCCGGGUCUUCGGCGUGACGAGCGAACGCUUUAACCACUAAGCUACCCGCCCGCCCCUCGUUAGAAUGAAAAAGUCAAUACUGAUUGAUUUAAGUGCAAUAAAUAUUCACCAUAAUACAACUGAAGAUACCAUUCCCUUUCAAUUUGUACAUUAUACACGGAAAACAGAACUUCGGCUUUCAUCCCUAGUUAUUAUUAAAUGUAUCCAUAACGAACGAAAAUCAAUCAACUAUUUGUCUAAUAAUGUGAAGCAGAUACAAAUUAUUGCCAUAUAUUUAAAAGGAAACCUGCCUGCUUAAUGUAACAUAAAUAUUCCAUUGAUUUUGCAUAAGAAGUGCCCCAUCUGUCCCUUUGCCAAAGCUUCAUUUUAUACGCUUAUCUUUACGCGAACACCUGGUAUCAUCACUAUUUGAUAGUGAUUCCUAAAAACAUGCUCAUGAUAUAGUUGGAAUUGCACAAUCGACUCUGUUUUUAGCAGAGAUUUCUAUUGAAUAGGGAAAGGGUUUUGUCGCUUUUAUGUAUGCAUUGUAGUCUUUGUCAUGUGGCCUUUGAUACGGAAUAAACUUCUUCAGCAUCU
Messenger RNA from Haliotis rufescens (red abalone), 2305 nucleotides. RefSeq lists its product as uncharacterized. The record is from RefSeq and is a predicted model, not a curated record. The transcript has 3 exons. Lineage: Eukaryota; Metazoa; Mollusca; Gastropoda; Lepetellida; Haliotidae. The coding region runs from base 131 to 970 and encodes 279 amino acids.